Diospyros lotus (date-plum) is the source of this 2410-nucleotide messenger RNA. Its product is annotated as splicing factor U2af small subunit B-like. The coding region runs from base 135 to 1082 and encodes 315 amino acids. Gene Ontology annotation, cellular component: U2AF complex; spliceosomal complex. The record is from RefSeq and is a predicted model, not a curated record. Gene Ontology annotation, molecular function: pre-mRNA 3'-splice site binding; metal ion binding. NCBI's taxonomy places the organism in Eukaryota, Viridiplantae, Streptophyta, Magnoliopsida, Ericales, Ebenaceae. The transcript has 5 exons. Gene Ontology annotation, biological process: mRNA splicing, via spliceosome.
ACGGCCCAAGUGAGCCAACCUUCUUGACGUUUAAAGUUGAAACUGCGAGCUCCCAAAACGUAAACCCUAGACCUAGAUCACCAACACACAGAGCGAGCGAGAGAGAAGAGGCGUGUAUUCAAUUGGGAGGCGGGAUGGCGGAGCACUUGGCUUCGAUCUUUGGAACCGAGAAGGAUAGAGUAAAUUGCCCAUUCUACUUCAAGAUCGGGGCCUGCCGGCACGGCGAUCGAUGCUCACGGCUCCACACCAAGCCAAGCAUCAGCCCAACGCUGCUCCUCUCCAACAUGUAUCAGCGUCCUGACAUGAUCACUCCCGGCGUCGACGCGCAGGGGCAGCCUCUUGAUCCUCGGAAAAUGCAACACCACUUCGAGGAUUUUUACGAGGACUUGUUUGAGGAGCUGAGCAAAUAUGGAGAGAUGGAGAGCUUGAACAUCUGUGACAACUUGGCUGACCACAUGGUUGGUAAUGUAUACGUUCAGUUCAGAGAGGAAGAACAUGCUGCAAACGCUCUGCAGAAUCUGAGUGGGAGGUUUUAUGCAGGACGUCCUAUCAUUGUUGACUUCUCCCCAGUGACAGACUUCCGAGAAGCUACAUGUAGGCAGUAUGAGGAAAAUGUAUGCAAUCGAGGUGGCUACUGCAAUUUUAUGCAUCUGAAAAAGAUUAGCAGAGAGUUGAGGCGGCAAUUAUUUGGAAGGGGUAGGCGAAGGCGUAGCCGUAGUCCACAACGGAAUCGUAAUUACGAGGAGCCAUCACAUGGGGGUCGUGGUUUUGGUAGGAGAGAUGAUGACCGUGAUCACCGCCACCAUGAUAGGGGCAGGAAGCCUCGAAGCAGAAGCCCUGGCCAAAGAGGACGUGGUAGAAGUCCCAGGGAAAGGAGAAAUAGGAGCCCAGUUAGGGAAAGCAGUGUUGAGAGAAGGGCAAAGAUUGAGCAAUGGAACAGGGAAAGGGAACAGGCGGAAGUCACUGUCAAGAAUGGUAAUGGUGACAUUGAUGAUAACAAGAAUGACAUGGCACUGAAUGGGGAACGGUAUAGCAACCCUGAUCAGGAUUGGCUGCAGGCUGAUGGAGGGUACAACUUUUGAGCCAAGUAGCAGUGUCUGGUUUGUACCCAAGAUUUUCUUAAUUGAUUCAAUAAUCUUGCUCCUCGAAUUUAAAACAAAAUUUAUUUGAAUUGUUUUUAAAGGAAAGGUAUAAUUUUAUAAAAGUUGGCUUACUGUCCAUUUACCACUGUGCAGGUGGAGUACAGGUUCAUUUUCAUAUGAUUUUGAAAGUAAAAGCAUUUUUUUCUUCCUUCCCUCCCCUCACCUGCAAAAAGAAGCUGGAAAGUGAAUUUUAAAGGAAAGACCCAAAGGACCACCUUAGUACUUGAAUCUCUAUACUAAAACCAUUUCAGUUCUUCAGUUUCUGUUUCCUUUGUUCAUAAAGAUGAUUUUACAUAAUCUCUCAGUUAAGGCUUAUUUAGAUAUUUUAGAAUUUUUUAUGGUAUACCGUCCAUGGUAUAACCAAAAUGCUUUUCCAGAAAAAGGAUAAAAGUUUUACUUCUGGUGCAAUAUUGACAUACAGCCAUUUGCAUUAAUGCUAAAUAGCAUCUUCAUUGAGACAAAAUAGCUUCCAGAGCAUAGUGGAAAGAACAUUCAUAAGUAAGUUGGGUAACUUUUUUUUUCCCCCUAAUUUUGCAUUUAGUAAACUUUCUUUUACAAAUAAAGGACUCCUUGAUUUCUCAAAUUUGUAUAGAGGGUUUUCUACCUGUCCAAUCUGUUUAGCACAUUUGACUUGCCUUCCAGCUAUUUUACUCUCGAGAUAGCAGAUGGAAAGAAUUCUCAUGUUUUGGUAUGAUAAUGUAUCCCAAACAUGGUGAGAGAUGCAAAUUUGAACAAAAGCAAGUAUUAUACAGGGAUAUUUCAGGCUGGAUUAUCUUCCUUUCAUUAUUUUACUUGCACAGAAGUUUGUGAUCUUACAAAUUUCACUAGUGUUGCAGGUUCAGGUAUUCCUGCUUCCAGGACCGGGCCUCAUCUUAUGGCAGCUUACCGUGGUAUUUGUAUACAGGUUUACUGUCAGAGAGUUUACAGGAGUUAACAUGUAAAAGCUGGAAGAACAAACUGAAGCAAAUCUCAGCUGUCAAACCGAUACCAUUGGAGUUCAUGUACCUGUGCAGGACUUGGUGUUAAUGUUGGUCUGGUCUGUGCGUAUAUCUGCCUGAGAAGCAGUGCUUUUGUUUUUUGACACUAUUUCCUCAAUCAUAGGCUUGAUAUUUGUUCAGUUUUACUUAUCCUCCGGGAAUAAACUCCUGUAAGCCGCAAUGUGAAAACAAUUAUGUACCAGGGUUCAGUUUGUUUGCUUUAUAUACCAUGCCCAGCCAAGCUUAAACAGUAUCUAAACUAGAUUUCUAUCCAAUUAUUUUAUUCUUUUA